This is a messenger RNA of Fraxinus pennsylvanica, 1665 nucleotides long. The record is from the annotation of a GenBank genome assembly. NCBI's taxonomy places the organism in Eukaryota, Viridiplantae, Streptophyta, Magnoliopsida, Lamiales, Oleaceae.
AUGUGCUUAUCGUGGCUGUAUUAUUUAUGUUCUGAUAAACCCCUCCUUACGUUCUUCUCAUUCACACCGGCAAAAACAGCAUAUUCUUAUCUGUUUCAAGAGCAAAUGGUGUCAACUUUCACUGGCAUGUCCUCAGUUGGAUCCUUGGCUGCUCCCAGCUGCUGGGAUCACAAACUUGCAACUUCUUCAAACAAGUUGUCAUCAUUGGCUUCUAUAACUUCGAGUUCAUUUGGAAGGAGAAAGAGUAUUGUUCUCCAGAAAACAUGCUCUUCCCAGAUAAGAGCAGCUGCAAAGGAGUUGUAUUUCAAUAAGGAUGGAUCAGCUAUGAAGAAACUGCAAAUUGGUGUGAACAAGCUUGCUGAUCUAGUUGGUGUUACCCUUGGACCUAAAGGCAGAAAUGUGGUUCUGGAGAGCAAGUAUGGUGCCCCAAAAAUUGUCAACGAUGGAGUUACUGUAGCUAGAGAGGUUGAGUUGGAGGAUCCUGUUGAGAACAUUGGUGCUAAAUUGGUGAGACAAGCUGCUGCCAAGACUAAUGACUUGGCUGGAGAUGGGACAACAACAUCUGUUGUUCUUGCACAAGGUCUCAUUGCUGAAGGUGUUAAGGUGGUGGCAGCUGGUGCAAAUCCUGUCCUCAUCACCAGAGGAAUUGAGAAAACCUCCAAAGCAUUAGUGUCUGAGCUCGAGUCAAUGUCAAAAGAGGUGGAAGAUAGUGAACUGGCUGAUGUUGCUGCUGUAAGUGCUGGGAAUAACUACGAAGUAGGAAAUAUGAUUGCCGAAGCUAUGAGCAAAAGUGUUCGAGUGUACGAGCAAGCAGAACCAAUCAUGGAGCAGGACGGAUCGACGGCUGUGAUGAAGUGGAAGCUUCAAGAUUUCUGCUUCUGGAUAAAACCCGUCCCUGCACCAUCUUCUCUUUUACACCAACAAAAACCCCAAAUUCUUAUUGAGCAAAUGGCAUCAACUUUUACUGGCAUCUCCUCAGUUGGAUCCUUGGCUGCUGCCAACUGCCGUGAUCACAAACUUGCAACUUCUUCAAACAAGUUGUCAUCUUUGGCUUCUAUAACUUCAAGUUCAUUUGGAAGGAGAAAGAAUAUUGUUCUCCAGAAAACCUCCUCUCCCCAGAUAAGAGCAGCUGCAAAGGAAUUGUAUUUCAACAAGGAUGGAUCGGCUAUUAAGAGAUUGCAAAUUGGUGUGAACAAGCUUGCUGAUUUAGUUGGUGUCACUCUUGGACCUAAAGGCAGAAAUGUGGUUCUAGAGAGCAAGUAUGGUGCCCCAAAAAUUGUCAAUGAUGGAGUUACAGUGGCUAAAGAGGUUGAGUUGGAGGAUCCAGUUGAGAACAUUGGUGCUAAACUGGUGAGGCAAGCUGCUGCGAAGACUAAUGACUUGGCUGGGGAUGGGACGACAACAUCUGUUGUUCUUGCACAAGGUCUCAUUACUGAAGGUGUUAAGGUGGUGGCAGCUGGUGCAAAUCCCGUCCUUAUUACCAGAGGAAUUGAGAAAACCUCCAAAGCCUUAGUGUCUGAGCUCAAGUCAAUGUCAAAAGAGGUGGAAGAUAGUGAACUGGCUGAUGUUGCUGCUGUAAGUGCUGGGAAUAACUACGAAGUAGGAAACAUGAUUGCUGAAGCUAUGAGCAAAGUAGGCCGGAAGCUGGGAAUAACUACGAAGUAG